Molecule: messenger RNA, 444 nt
Organism: Camellia sinensis
Lineage: Eukaryota; Viridiplantae; Streptophyta; Magnoliopsida; Ericales; Theaceae
Source: RefSeq, a predicted model, not a curated record
AUGACGGAGGAGGCCAUGGAGAGGAGGAUUGGUGACGGAGGAGGCAAUGGAGGAUUAGCGGGAGAAGGCCAUGGAGGAUCGCUGACGGAGGAGGCCAUAGAGGAUUCGGCUUUGAUGAGAUUUAGAAAGAGUGAAAAUUUGUCUCCAAGGUUUAUUAGACCUUUUGAGAUUUUGGAGCGAAUUGGGGAAGUGGCAUACUGUUUCGCUUUAUUGCCACAACUUUUGGGAGUUCAUGACAGAUUCCAUAUAUCUAUGCUUAGGAAGUAUGAACCUGACCCUUCUCAUGUACUUGAUUUGGUUGACAUAGAGGUAGAUGAGGAUGCCUCAUACAAAGAACGACUAAUCCAAAUAUUAGAUACCCGAGAACAAGUGUUACGGGGUAAGACUAUACCAUUAGUGAAGGUGUUAUGGAGACACCAUGGGGUUAAGGAAACAACGUGGUAA